GGCGCGGCAGCACCGACCCGGUUGACGCGGGCAGCUCCAGAACUCGCCACCCGCAGCGCUCCGGCUCCUCUCUGUUGACCACGCUGCAGCGAUGGAUGGAGAUGGUGAUCCAGAGAGUGUGAGCCACCCCGAAGAGACGAGCCCAGAGGAGCAGCCAGAGGAGGCGGGUGCCGAGGCGGGUGCCGAGGAGGAGCAGCCCCCGGAGGAGCAGGAGGAGGAGGAGGCGGAGGCCGCGGAGUACCUGGCCCAGCUGCCUGAACCACUGCUGCUCCGAGUGCUGGCCGAGCUGCCAGCCUCGGAGCUGGUGCAGGCCUGCCGCCUGGUGUGCCUGCGCUGGAAGGAGCUGGUGGAUGGCGCCCCACUGUGGCUGCUCAAGUGUCAGCAGGAGGGGCUGGUGCCUGAGGGCUGCGCGGAUGAUGAGCGGGACCACUGGCAGCAGUUCUACUUUCUAAGCAAGAGGAGGCGCAACCUGCUGCGUAACCCAUGCGGGGAAGAGGACUUGGAGGGCUGGUGCGACGUGGAGCACGGAGGGGACGGCUGGAGGGUGGAGGAACUGCCCGGAGACAGUGGGGUGGAAUUUACCCAAGACGACAGCGUUAAGAAGUACUUCGCCUCCUCCUUCGAGUGGUGUCGCAAAGUGCAGGUCGUUGAUCUGCAGGCUGAGGGCUACUGGGAGGAGCUGCUGGACACCACGCAGCCCGCCAUCGUGGUGAAGGACUGGUACUCGGGCCGCACUGAUGCCGGUAGCCUGUACGAGCUCACCGCGAGGCUGCUGUCGGAGAACGAAGAUGUCCUGGCGGAGUUCAGCACCGGACAGGUGGCAGCGCCGGAGGAUGGCAGCUGGAUGGAGAUCUCCCACACCUUCACCGACUAUGGGCCAGGCGUCCGCUUCGUCCGCUUCGAGCACGGAGGACAGGACUCGGUCUACUGGAAGGGCUGGUUCGGGGCCCGGGUGACCAACAGUAGUGUGUGGGUGGAACCCUGAGCUACCCCCCUCCCCAGCCUCCCUUUAGGGGCAGAAGCCUGGGGGUAGAAAGGCCUUAAUUUAGUUGGUAGCAUCCUCACCUGCCUCGUCCACGCCUUGCACCUGCCUCUCUCCCGCCCCUUCCUCCAGCCUAGUCCCUGCGGGGAGAGAAGGAUUUGUUGCUUUAUUGUGGGAUGGCUUCCAUUUGCAUCUCCACGGGCAGUCGCUUCUAGAAUGUACAAUCCGAGGGAGUUACGGGGCUGCUGCUGGAUCCCGAGCACCUAGCAUUGUGCCUGCCUCAAAGUGGGCACU
Molecule: messenger RNA, 1276 nt
Organism: Peromyscus eremicus (cactus mouse)
Lineage: Eukaryota; Metazoa; Chordata; Mammalia; Rodentia; Cricetidae
Gene: Fbxo2
Product: F-box protein 2
Exons: 6
Coding region: 92-985 (297 amino acids)
Biological process (GO): glycoprotein catabolic process; SCF-dependent proteasomal ubiquitin-dependent protein catabolic process
Cellular component (GO): SCF ubiquitin ligase complex; cytoplasm
Molecular function (GO): ubiquitin protein ligase activity; protein binding
Source: RefSeq, a predicted model, not a curated record